Messenger RNA from Drosophila subobscura, 2014 nucleotides. It is a transcript of the gene Cyp301a1, whose product is annotated as probable cytochrome P450 301a1, mitochondrial. The transcript is spliced from 7 exons. The coding region runs from base 212 to 1903 and encodes 563 amino acids. The record is from RefSeq and is a predicted model, not a curated record. NCBI's taxonomy places the organism in Eukaryota, Metazoa, Arthropoda, Insecta, Diptera, Drosophilidae. Gene Ontology annotation, molecular function: monooxygenase activity; heme binding; oxidoreductase activity, acting on paired donors, with incorporation or reduction of molecular oxygen.
CGGAGCUCAGUUGUUGCAAGCGGACUGGUAGAGCUAGAAGCCAGUUUCAUUCACGCCAGUGUCUCUGUCGCUCUGUGCGUCUGUCUGUGUGUGUCAACGUCAACAGAAGACAAUUGGAAAUCGAGGCAUAAAACGAGUGAAAUCUGAUUUGAAUUUAAAUCAGUUAGCUCUUGCUGUAACCGAGCAACAAAUCCAGACAGAAAAUCAAAUAAUGAACAAGCUUCCAGUGAGGGCUUGGCGAGGCACAGCCUCCACGGCCAGUGCAUCCAGCCUGAGGCGAAGUGUGUCCAAGCUCAGUGGCACGGGCCUGCUGCCAAAUGAGAAGCAACGUCUGGAGAUUCGCGACAGCUCCACGGGCGUGGCCGCCUGUCCCCAUUUGCUGGAGCAGGAGGAGACAGCAGCGGCGACAACGCCACGAAUACACUCCACUCCCGAGUGGCAGAACGCACUGCCCUACAGUCAGAUACCUGGACCCAAGCCCCUGCCCAUUCUGGGCAACACCUGGCGACUGAUGCCAAUCAUUGGCCAAUACACCAUCUCCGAUGUGGCCAACAUAUCGUCGCUGCUCCACGAUCGCUAUGGCAGAAUUGUGCGUUUCGGUGGCCUCAUAGGGCGGCCGGAUCUACUCUUUAUCUACGACGCCGACGAAAUCGAAAAGUGCUAUCGCAGCGAGGGGCCAACCCCCUUCCGCCCAUCGAUGCCCAGUCUGGUCAAGUACAAGAGUGUGGUGCGCAAGGACUUCUUUGGGGAGCUCGGCGGCGUGGUGGGCGUCCACGGCGAACCUUGGCGUCAGUUCCGGUCGCGUGUCCAGAAGCCAGUGCUGCAGCUAUCCACCAUCAGGCGCUACUUGCAGCCGCUGGAGGCGAUCACAGAUGAUUUCUUGGUGCGCUGCGAGCUCCUGUUGGAUGGUAACCAGGAGCUGCCCGAGGAUUUCGACAACGAGAUACACAAAUGGUCCUUGGAGUGUAUUGGACGCGUCGCCUUGGACACGCGUCUGGGUUGCCUGGAGGCGAAUCUCACACCCGACUCGGAGCCACAGCAAAUCAUUGAUGCAGCCAAGUAUGCCCUGCGGAACGUGGCCACUCUCGAACUGAAGGCACCCUACUGGCGGUACUUCCCGACGCCUCUCUGGACACAGUAUGUGAAGAACAUGAACUUUUUUGUGAGCGUCUGUAUGAAGUACAUACAGAGUGCGACUGAGCGAUUGAAGACACAAGAUCCCAGCCUGCGGGAUGGCGAGCCCUCGCUGGUGGAGAAGGUCAUCAUGUCGGAGAAGAACGAAAAGAUAGCCACCAUAAUGGCGCUGGAUCUGAUUCUAGUCGGAAUAGACACCAUAUCGAUGGCGGUCUGCUCAAUGCUCUAUCAACUGGCCACGCGUCCCGAGGAGCAGCAAAAGGUUCACGAGGAAUUGAAGCGACUGCUACCCGAUCCGAACACACCGCUCACCAUUGCGCUGCUCGACCAGAUGCACCAUCUGAAGGCAUUCAUCAAGGAGGUGUUUCGCAUGUACAGCACGGUGAUUGGAAAUGGGAGAACAUUGCAGGAGGACAGCGUCAUCUGCGGCUACCAGGUGCCGAAGGGAGUGCAGGCAGUCUUUCCCACCAUUGUGACCGGCAACAUGGAGGAGUAUGUAACGGACGCGGCCACAUUCCGACCCGAGCGUUGGCUGAAGCCGCAGCAUGGUGGUGUUCCGGGCAAACUACAUCCGUUUGCCUCGCUGCCCUACGGCUAUGGUGCCCGCAUGUGCCUGGGUCGGCGAUUCGCUGAUCUGGAGAUGCAAAUACUGCUGGCCAAGCUGCUGCGAAGCCACAAGCUGGAGUACAACCACAAGCCGUUGGACUAUGCCGUCACAUUCAUGUACGCGCCGGAUGGACCGCUCCGCUUUAAAAUGACGCGCAUUUAGUUGCCUCAUCUGUUGUAGAUCUAAGAUUUCGAUUUUAUACGCUUAUGCAUGAAGUUUGUUGUAAAUAUUCGCUAAAGAGAUGUUUUAGAUGAUUAGCAUUUUCUCAUGAGA